CCAAGGCUGGCCAGAGACCAGAGGAAACAACCUGAAGGAACUGAAAAACCCAGACCGGUGCCUGCUUGCUCUUGAGUGAGACAGAUCACGGGCGAGUGGGAGGACAGUGACAUCACAAAGCACAGCUCACAAUGGCUCCAGAACACCUGAAUCACCUGGCCACUUUUCCCCAAUUUAUGUCGAUUCCUGAAGACUCUACACAUGUAGUUCCUGGAGCUGCUGUUUUAAAAUGCCAACAUUUCCAACUGCAACCUCUUCCUGGGACAACCUCUUAAGUGCCCUUGCUCGCAGCUCAAUAUGGAAUUGGUUACAAGCAACAUUUGUGGGAGAGACUGCUGUGCCCCAGCCAACCAAUUUGGGGCUACUGGAUAACCUCGCGCCAGCUGUGCAAGUCAUCCUGGGGAUUUCCUUUCUGAUUUUGUUGGCCAUUGGAUUGUUUGCCCUAUGGAAACGAAGUGUUCGGUCCAUUCAGAAAAUAGUGGUGUUUGUAAUUACGCUCUACCAGCUUUACAAGAAGGGCUCAGACUUUUUUCAGGCUUUGCUAGCCAACCCAGAAGGAAAUGGUCGCCAGCUUCCAGACGGUAGUAAUGUCUUUCUGUCUAUGGGUCUGCAAGAGAAAAUUUUGAAAAAGCUUCAGAUGGUGGAAAACAAAGUGAGAGACCUGGAGGGGAUGAUUGUUGCCCAGAAACCUGUGGUGAAGCGAGACUGCUCCUCUGAGCCGUACUGCAGCUGCUCCGACUGCCAGAGCCCCUUGCCCACGUCAGGGUUUACUUCCACAUCGGAAAUGUGACGGACUCCAAUCUUUUCCAGAAAAGCACUGCUUCCCUCACAUGGGCAGUGGUGUAUCAAUAAAAUAGAGAACUAUAUUGA
Meriones unguiculatus (Mongolian gerbil) is the source of this 870-nucleotide messenger RNA. It is a transcript of the gene Tmco2, whose product is annotated as transmembrane and coiled-coil domains 2. The transcript has 2 exons. Bases 230 to 790 code for a protein of 186 amino acids. Gene Ontology annotation, cellular component: nucleus. Lineage: Eukaryota; Metazoa; Chordata; Mammalia; Rodentia; Muridae. The record is from RefSeq and is a predicted model, not a curated record.